AUGGCCACGGUGUCUCUUCAAUCGGUACCUGCACUUCAAUCUUCUCGAAAGAAAGAGAAGUUGGCUGCAAUCAUUGCCGCCAAGAUUUGGAAAACCAUUGAUCGGACCGGCCAUUACCAAAAUCCGCCAGUCGCUCUCGGUUCCCUUUUCUCAUUCAUCUACCUUGCAUGGUGUCACCGAAAAUCAGCACAGCGCAAAGUCUUCCAACUGCUUGCCAAUGACAGGUUGUUGGAUAUUGCAGAGGAGCAAGCCCAGAGUCAAGAAAAGGAUUCGUUCUCCGCGUCAUCGAGUGAUGAUGAAAUUGAUCGACUGCUGGAAGUUUGGCGACAGCGCAACCUCAUUCGAAGCCUCUUCCCUCUCAUGGGUAGCACUGCAGGGAUACUAGCUCUGCUGAGUCGAAUCAAGGAGCUUCGGACUUGA
Molecule: messenger RNA, 420 nt
Organism: Lithohypha guttulata
Lineage: Eukaryota; Fungi; Ascomycota; Eurotiomycetes; Chaetothyriales; Trichomeriaceae
Exons: 2
Coding region: 1-420 (139 amino acids)
Source: RefSeq, a predicted model, not a curated record